CGCCCUCGCCUCCGCCGCCCAACACCACAACAGCCAACACCAAAGAAUCAACAAUGAGGUCCAGUGGAGUGGUGAUCAUGACUGCGGCCACGCUGCUAGUCUGCUGCUGCGCGUACUCCCAUCAGGAACAAGAACUAAGCGAAGAACAUUCGAGAGGUAGCUUCGACGCUGCGGAUUACAGACAACAAGAGGCGUUGGAGAAUUUCAUCAAAUUUCUAGUCCAAUACGAGCGGCCGAGGGAAGAGUCGGGAACCUACCCCAGCCGCUCCGGGGAAAGAUACGCCAGAUUCGUCGACUCCCUGGGGGGUGGAAACUUCGUCCGGAAUCUAGACUCUAUCGGGGGCGGCAACUUCGUCCGAAAUUUGGACUCCAUCGGGGGUAGCAACUUCGUGAGAAAUCUGGACUCCAUCGGUGGUAGUCACUUCGUGAAGAAAAACCUGGACCACAUCGGCGGACCGAACUUAGUUAAGAGGACCCUCGACUCGAUAGGAGGCGGAAACUUCGUGAGGAACCUGGACUCCAUCGGUGGGGGGAACUUCGUCCGAGCAGUCGACCCGCUAGGAGGAGCUAACUUCAUUUGUCACAAGACAAGGAGCGGUAGCCCUGUAAGCGACGGUCGUCUGAUGCGUCAGGUCCGGGAGGCCCAUCGCCUGACAUACCCCCAGGCCCGUCGGUACGAGCUAGCAAGCAUGUACGGUGGCAAACGCUACCAGUGGCCCUUCAUGUCGCCCGCCGAGUUCGCUUACUAUGGUGAGGGGCUCCCCAAGCGAAACUUCGACGAAAUCGACCGGUCAAACCUGGACAGCUUUGUGAAGAAGCGUAACUUCGACGAGAUCGACCAGACCUCCAUGCCCUUCCCCUCCAAGAGGUUCGCGUACAGGCGCAGCGGUGAUGAUGAUGGACUAGUGCCAGCCGAAUUCGACGAGAUCGACCUCUCAGGUUUCCCCAUCGGCUCCAAGCGAGGAUAAACCACUCUAUGUCCAUAGAAAUAAGAGCUUCAUCCUAAUGUACCUUAAUGCCGAAUAUUAUGUUAGUAGAUACAGAUAGAUUAGUAUGUUUGUCAAUUUCAAAUACCUUAACUGUUGUAUAGAGUAUAUAACCAUAUUAAUAUUAAUAUUAUAGCAGAGUUAUAGCAGAGAUAUUAACGGUUUAUCUAAGUCACAAAUUAUAUAAUAUAUUAUUUAUGUCUGUUUAGUAUCUGGGUUGAAAAACUGUACUGCGGGGCUAAAAUGGUCGCUUUGGAGAGUCAUAU
Aricia agestis (brown argus) is the source of this 1252-nucleotide messenger RNA. It is a transcript of the gene Ork, whose product is annotated as orcokinin peptides type A-like. The transcript is spliced from 8 exons. Lineage: Eukaryota; Metazoa; Arthropoda; Insecta; Lepidoptera; Lycaenidae. The record is from RefSeq and is a predicted model, not a curated record. The coding region runs from base 54 to 968 and encodes 304 amino acids.